Messenger RNA from Xenopus tropicalis (tropical clawed frog), 2615 nucleotides. RefSeq names its product urocortin (gene ucn). The transcript has a single exon. The coding region runs from base 1347 to 1823 and encodes 158 amino acids. Gene Ontology annotation, biological process: signal transduction. Lineage: Eukaryota; Metazoa; Chordata; Amphibia; Anura; Pipidae. Gene Ontology annotation, molecular function: hormone activity. Gene Ontology annotation, cellular component: extracellular region. The record is from RefSeq and is a predicted model, not a curated record.
GAAGGCAAAAACCCCAUCUGAAGCGUCUCAGCCCUCUCUGUUCCUUCCAUGGCUCCGACCUCUUCAUGUCAUUUCAACCAUCUCUGUUCCUUCCAAAAAACCCUCAAUAAUUAUAUGUAUGUUGAAGGACCAAAAGCUCAAACAUCCCCAUUGCAUCUCAGCCAUCUCUGUCCUUUCUAAAGACUCUCAAUAACUCUGUAUGUUGAAGGACCAAAAGCUCAGACAUCCCCAUUGCAUCUCAGCCAUCUCUGUUCCUUCUAAAGACUCUCAAUAACUCUGUAUGUUGAAGGACCAAAAGCUCAGACAUCCCCAUUGCAUCUCAGCCAUCUCUGUUCCUUCUAAAGACUCUCAAUAACUCUGUAUGUUGAAGGACCAAAAGCUCAGACAUCCCCAUUGCAUCUCAGCCAUCUCUGUUCCUUCUAAAGACUCUCAAUAACUCUGUAUGUUGAAGGACCAAAAGCUCAGACAUCCCCAUUGCAUCUCAGCCAUCUCUGUCCCUUCUAAAGACUCUCAAUAACUCUGUAUGUUGAAGGACCAAAAGCUCAGACAUCCCCAUUGCAUCUCAGCCAUCUCUGUUCCUUCUAAAGACUCUCAAUAACUCUGUAUGGUGAAGGACCAAAAGCUCAAACAUCCCCAUUGCAUCUCAGCCAUCUCUGUUCCUUCUAAAGACUCUCAAUAACUCUGUAUGUUGAAGGACCAAAAGCUCAGACAUCCUCAUUGUAUCUCAGCCAUCUCUGUCCCUUCCUUCCAAAGGCCCUCAAUAAUCCUCUAUGGUGAAGAACUGAAGUCUCAGACCUCCCCAUUUCAUCUCAUCUAUCUGUGUCCCUUCCAGAGACCCUCAAUAACCCUGUAUGGUGAAGAACCAGAAGCCUAGACCUCUUCAUUUUAUUCAAUUUCAUCUUUCCCAUCUUUGUCCCUUCCAAAGACCCUCAUUCACCCUACAUGGCAAAGAACUUGAAGCUCAGACCUUAUUUCACAUCACCCAUCCCUAUACUGCUCAGUAAACCUCUAUGGUGAAGAACCCAGAGCUCAGACCUUCUCAUUUCAUCUCUUCUAUUGCUUCCCUUCCAAAGACCCUCAAAAAAGCUACAUGGUGAAGCACCAUUGGCUCAGACCACUUCAUUUUGCUUCACCAAUCCCAUCAAUAUUAAUGUAUUAUAAAGAUCUGUGAGUCCAGAUUUGAUCAUUUUGUGCCUCCUAUCUACAUUCUCCAUUGCAAGAGUCUCAAGAGUAAUGGAGUGUUUUUCUGUUCUCUGUUCUCCACCUUAGAUCUUCAAAUCUCAUUGUCUUCUCCCUGUCUUUCCCUCCUAUUGGUCACUCGCGCCAGGCCACCAGGAACCUAUAGAAUGAAGACUGCACUGUUGACACUGCUGACUUGUUAUUUCAUCUUCAUGGCUCAUGUGGGAUGCCGGCCAUUUGACAGAAGUAUUUUUGAUGGCCCUCAGCUCGGGUUAAAUGGGCUGCUGAGUGAUGAAAAUCCACAGGCCCUCCUGUACUUUCUAAAGGAAAAGAUCCAAAGAGAGAUGGAAAGAGGAGACCCUCAGAUUCAGCUCCGGCUCAGCAAGAGUUCCCUCUCCUCGGGGCGUCAGGAUUUAGUUUCUGCCCUCAGCGUCCUGCAGACGGCAUUCCAGGAGGGCAUCCCAGAUGAGUCCACCAGGGGCUUCUUGGAAGCAUUUUCUGACCGCUUGAAGAGAGAGGACCCACCUAUCUCCAUUGACCUGACCUUCCACAUUCUCAGGCAGAUGAUAGAGAUUGCCAAAACCCAAAACCAGAAGCAUCAGGCUGAACAGAAUCGAAUUAUUUUUGACUCUGUGGGGAAGUGACCCCAGGAGGGACCAUGGACACAAUCCUGAGCCAAAGCUCCCUCUCUUGCUUCUCCUCCAACGUGGGACAACCCCAUUGCUGAGACUUGUGCGCACACAGGAGAGCACCAGUGGACUCAUGGGAGCAAGAGGGAGGGUUUGACAAGGUGUAAAUAUUCGUUGUACAUGUCACAAGUCAUACGUUGCUGAAAGUUGAGCAUUUAAUUGACUAACUGACCUUAAGGCCUUUACCCCAACCUCCUCUCCAACACUUGUGGUAAUUUAGGCCCUCUCCACCAGUCUCCAUAGACCUUGGCACAGUAAUUGCCUUCCAUUCUCCUUCACACCCCCCAAGGAGCUUUUCUCCAUCAAUCAAGCUGAUGACCUCUCUUCCCUUGUCUGUAGGCUUCUCCUCCAUCCUAAUUCGGAUCUUUCCUCCAUCUUUCUGAGGACAUAUCCCCCAAGUAAAAAAACAUGGAGACCCAGUGGUUCUGUCAUUUGAGGCUUCUUGCCAUUCUCAUCUCAUUGAUCACCUUAUUGAUCUACUAGAUAUGUUGGGUCUGACUGGCUGCGAGCAGCUGUUGCUGAGGUACCAGAAGUGAGGAAACUAGGAGGACUUGCCAAAGCCAAUUAUAUGAUGGCUGAGGGGCACAUUUGCACCAAUGAGCUGUCUGUCUAGUUUCCCAGACUCCCCUGCUGUACUCAGUGACCCAUGCCCUGUAGAAUACGCUGUAGGGGGAGAUGACCAUUGUGGGUCUUUCUAUUACAAGAUCCAUUUUAAGGGUUUUGUUAGAGACGGGUGACAGGUGCCAG